Etheostoma spectabile (orangethroat darter) is the source of this 2712-nucleotide messenger RNA. It is a transcript of the gene sgpp1b, whose product is annotated as sphingosine-1-phosphate phosphatase 1b. The coding region runs from base 352 to 1878 and encodes 508 amino acids. The transcript has 3 exons. Gene Ontology annotation, biological process: sphingosine metabolic process. Gene Ontology annotation, molecular function: sphingosine-1-phosphate phosphatase activity. The record is from RefSeq and is a predicted model, not a curated record. Gene Ontology annotation, cellular component: endoplasmic reticulum membrane. NCBI's taxonomy places the organism in Eukaryota, Metazoa, Chordata, Actinopteri, Perciformes, Percidae.
GAAGGCACCAGGGAAGGCUCGCUCCCCAGCGUGCUCAGUAGAUCUGUCAGAUGCAGGAUACUCGUCAGAUAGCGGGUCACUGAACGCAUCUGGACGCUGUCGACCAGGAACCGAUCCGUUCGGUUUGUCUGUUAUCGUCUUACCGGAAACAUCAUUUGUUUUCUUUUUUCUUUUUUUUAAAUAACACGACCCGCCGUUAUAACUUGUUGUUGUUUAAGAAUGAUUCGGAGUUCUGGCAGGAUGCACGGGUUAACUAGCUAACGUUAGCCGAGAGCAGCUAGCGUUUAUCGGCCACUGGGGGAAAGUAGCUCUUUCUUUCAGCCGUGUGGGGGGUGAGUGAACCGGAUAAACAUGGAGAAAAGCAACCGUUUUGUAGAACUGUACCGCUAUCUGCAAGACCCCCACCUUGUCGCCCGCUUUCAGCGCUUUUGUGGAGUACGCGGUUCAUUUUCGAGAACCGUCUGUGCUGGUAGUAACGUUACCAGCAGCAAGGAAGCAGACCGGACUUACUCGCACAACAACGGGGCUUGUCAUCAUCACAUCACCGGAGAAAAUGAGAGUGUAAACCUGGCCGUUAUUGGAGCUGGGGAAGGGGAGAAAGUACAAACGGCAGCAUUGGCUGUUCGAAAGAGGAUCACCGAUUCAAAUGUCCCGAAAAACAGAGGAGAGGAGAGUGAAAAUGCCCCCCAGAACGGGGCGCUUGUGUCCGCUUCGACCGCCAAGGGAGAAACGGUUGGUGUGGGCAGUAACAGCCGUAGCCUCGCCGGGGCCACCGCCGCAGACCAGGGCGGUCACAGCCGGGUACCGACGGACUUUUCAGAGGCAACCGAAACAGAGGAGAGGGAGGCGGGGAAGAGCAGCCCCGUGAAACCCUUACGCAAAAACUCUCUAACGGGCGACGCCGGGCAGGAGUUCCUCAUCGAGAACCGGUUCUUAUACUACAUGUUCACCUUCGGAACCGAGCUGGGAAACGAGCUCUUUUACAUCACCUUCUUCCCCUUCGUCGUGUGGAACGUGGACGCCUUUGUGGGCAGGAGGCUGAUCAUGGUGUGGGUCUGGGUCAUGUACCUGGGGCAGUGCACCAAGGAUGUGAUCCGGUGGUCCCGGCCCGCUUCUCCACCUGUGGUCAAAGUGGAGAUGUUCUACAACUCCGAGUACAGCAUGCCGUCCACACACGCCAUGUCGGGCACCGCCAUCCCCUUCUCCCUGUUCUUCAUGACCUACGGCCGCUGGGAGUACCCGUUCUCGCUGGGCUUCUGCUUGGCUCCCUGCUGGUGUCUGCUGGUCUGUGUCAGUCGGAUCUACAUGGGGAUGCACUCAGUCCUGGACGUCAUAGCUGGCGUCCUGUACAGCGGCCUGAUCCUGCUUGUCUUCCUGCCGCUGUUGGACCUGAUCGACGGCUUCAACCUGACCUGCCGCUACGCCCCGCUCAUCAUCAUCUGCCUCCACCUGGGCCUGGGCCUCUUCUCCUUCACCCUGGACACCUGGAGCACCUCCCGAGGCGACACGGCUCAGAUCCUGGGCACGGGCGCCGGCGUGGCCCUGGCCUCCCACGUCAACCACUACCUGGGUCUGAUGCCCGACCCCACCCCGGACCAGCUGCCCUUCGCCCUCCCCGGCCUCAGCGCCGGCCUGGCGGGUGCGGCCGUGCUGCGGCUGGUCCUGGGCGUGCUGGUGCUGAUGGCCACGCGGGCGCUGAUGAAGGCCGUCACCAUCCCGCUGGUGUGCCGGGUGUUCGGGGUGCCCAGCACCGACGUGAGGAAGGCCCGGCAGCACAUGGAGGUGGAGCUGCCCUACCGCUACCUGGUCUACGGGGCGGUGGGCUUCAACGUGCUCUUCCUGGUCCCGUUCCUCUUCAGCUGCAUUAGGCUCUCCUGACUGCACGCCCAGUCAAGUCCUUGGAAAUGUUCACCUGACGCUGUUAUCCGUCAGACUUCUCCAUCCAGAACUGCUUUUGUCAGUCCUCAGGGUUUGGGACCAAGGUGAAUUAAAGCCUGAAAGUUGAUCUGGAUGCUGACAUGUUCUCAGUUUUUCAGUUUCCACCCAUCAUUGGAGGGAUGAACCAGGAACGGCCGGGAAAUCUGGUCAAUGUGGCCUCGACUGUUAUCAGUUCUGUGGCGAGUAAUGUCUCUCCGUUGUGUUCUUUUAGAGUUAUUUAAAAUGAAAUGCAACGCUCCACGUGGUCCCAGGACAGGCCGGGUCAGAGCCAACCAGCCGGAACCAGUCAAAAGAACCAGUGGUCUCUGAAAGACAGAAAACGCCUCCGAUCGCUACUGAUAACUAACCUGUGUCUUACUUUUUUACAUUUUCACCACUGCUCUUAUUAUUAUUUGAAAUAUUAUUAUUAUUGGGAGUUCAGAAAAAGAACCACAGAGGGGAUUGUGCACUUGAAGGCAACGUUUAACGCCUCCACAGUGAGUUCCCAAAGGCUGUCAGUCUUUUUCUGGCUGAAAAGUCCCAAACCUUAAGAUAACCUUACCAGUAGGCGAGUGCUUGACACAAUGUGUUGUGUAGGGCAGCAAGUACCGAAAUUCAUAAAGUCAUUUUUCAUCACCCAUUCAUCUUUAGAAAUGGCGGAAAACGAUGACACAUGUUCAGUUGCAAUGAUGAGAAAAGCAGCAAAUCCUCACAUUUAGAGAAUGUAUGUGCAACUGGGUUUUUCGAGUGAAAAACGGCGAUUCAUUGAUAGUCAAAAUGGAUGAACACCCCCCC